Messenger RNA from Triticum turgidum subsp. durum (durum wheat), 321 nucleotides. The record is from the annotation of a GenBank genome assembly. Lineage: Eukaryota; Viridiplantae; Streptophyta; Magnoliopsida; Poales; Poaceae.
AUGGGGAGCUCCAGCCGCUUUUCACUGGGCGCGGCUGUGAUCCUGCUUCUGGUACUGGCUUCGGCCAUGAAGGCUGGAGCCAUCCGACUCGACGCGGAGACCCGGGCGUCAGUCAGCGGCCUCAGUAACCAAAUGGCCACUGAUAAACCGAUUGGGAAGAACAAUGUCGUCGAUGUGGUCAAGGGAUCUGCUGGUUUGACAAGCGAGAUGAAGAAGAGCGUGGACGUUGCCGCGAGUGAAGUUAGGGCGGUGGCGCAUAAGAUGCCGGAGUUCCAUGAGGACUACUACGGCCCGAGUGAUCACAGCCCAAGGCACCACUGA